Messenger RNA from Cololabis saira (Pacific saury), 4596 nucleotides. Its product is annotated as NLR family CARD domain-containing protein 3-like. The transcript is spliced from 9 exons. The record is from RefSeq and is a predicted model, not a curated record. Bases 173 to 3331 code for a protein of 1052 amino acids. Gene Ontology annotation, molecular function: protein binding. NCBI's taxonomy places the organism in Eukaryota, Metazoa, Chordata, Actinopteri, Beloniformes, Belonidae.
AAUGCCCUGGCACAUCCGUCGGGGGUUGGAGUUGGAGAAGUGCUCCUCCACCUCCACUGGUUGUGCUGUCAGAGGAGUGCAUGUUUCCGUUCAGAUGUAGAUUUGUGUCCUUUGUGAAAUGCUUCAUUAUAAUCCUGAAUAUCUCCUACUUCUCUGCCUGUGAUUUGUUGGAAUGACACACGGAUAUGCCCUCAACAGGAACAGAGAGGUGAAGCAAAAGUCUCCUAAACCUGAACCCAGCUGCCUGUCCAUGAAGAGUGACUGGUCAGUUGAUCAUCCAGUGAACUUCAGACAAACCCUUGAUGAAAAGAUCUUUGAGAAACCAGAAUGUCCUCCAAUGAGCUCAUACCCCGACCAUGAAAAGGACGCAGCGAUGAAGGAAACGGCAGAGGAACAGCAGCUCCUGAUGAUUUAUUUUCCACCGAGUCAAAGGAAAUUGAAAACUACGCUGAAGAAGUUCCGGUCCGUGUUUCAGGAGAUUCCCGGAGCAGGAAAGCCGGCCCAAUUCAGUCAGAUCUACACAGAGCUCUACGUCUCAGAGGGAGGGGCUUCAGAGGUCAACGAGGAACACGAGGUCAGAAAGAUCGAAACAGCAUCCAGGAAACCACAUGCAGAAGAAAAAGCAAUCAGACCAGAAGACCUGUUUAAAACUCCAGCUGAAGGAGAUGUACCAACAAGGACGGUGAUGACGAAGGGAGUAGCCGGCAUCGGGAAAACAAUCUUAACUCAGAAGUUCACUCUGGACUGGGCUGAAGACAAAAGCAACCAGGACAUCCAGUUCACAUUUCCAUUCACCUUCAGAGAGCUGAAUGUUCUGAAAGAGGAAAAGUUCAGCUUGGUGGGACUCAUCCAUCGCCUCUUUUCUGAAACCAAAGACAUCUGCAGCUUUGAAGAGUUCAAGGUUUUGUUCAUCUUUGAUGGUCUGGACGAGUGUCGACUUCCUCUGGACUUCCAGAACAAUGAGGUCCUGACUGACGUAUCAAAGCCCACCUCGCUGGAUGUCCUGCUGACAAACCUCAUCAGGGGCAACCUGCUUCCUUCUGCUCGUCUCUGGAUCACCACACGACCCGCAGCAGCCAAUCAGAUCCCUCUUGAGUGUGUUUCCAUGGUGACAGAGGUCAGAGGGUUCACUGACCCACAGAAGGAGGACUACUUCAAGAAGAAGAUCAGAGAUGAGGAGGAGGCUAAAACGGUCAUCUCCCACAUCAAGACAUCACGGAGCCUCCACAUCAUGUGCCACAUCCCGGUCUUCUGCUGGAUCACUGCCACGGUCCUGGAGAAAGUGUUGAAAACCAAAUAUGGUGGAGAGCUGCCAAAAACACUGACUGAGAUGUACAUCCACUUCCUGGUGGUCCAGACCAAAGUAAAGGUGGUCAAGUAUGAUGGAGGGUGUGGGAUGGAUCCACACUGGAGUCCAGAGAACAGGAAGAUGAUUGAGGCUCUGGGAAAACUGGCUUUUGAGCAGCUGCAGGAAGGAAACCUGAUCUUCUACGAAUCAGACCUGACAGAGUGUGGCAUUGACAUCAGAGCAGCCUCAAAGUACUCAGGAGUCUUCACAGAGAUCUUCAAAGAGGAGAAAGGACUGUACCAGGCCAAGGUGUUCAGCUUCAUCCACCUGAGUGUUCAGGAGUUUCUGGCUGCUCUUCAUGUCCAUCUGACCUUCAUCAACUCUGGAGUCAAUCUGUUGAGUGAAAAAUCAGAGUCAGAGACAAAACCAUCAACGUGGACACAUGUCUACGAGACUGCUGUGAACGAGGCUUUAGAGAGUCCAAACGGACACCUGGACCUGUUCCUCCGCUUCCUCCUGGGCCUCUCACUGAACACCAAUCAGAAACUCCUACAAGGCCUGAUGACACAGACAGGAAGUUUGUCACAGACCAAUCCGGAAACAGUCCAGUACAUCAAAAAGAAGAUUGAUGGGAAUGUGUCCACAGAAAAGAACAUUAAUCUGUUCCACUGUCUGAAUGAGCUCCACGACAAGUCCCUGGUGGAGGAGAUCCAGCAGUCGCUGACAUCAGGACGUCUCUGCACAGAUAAACUGUCUCCUGCUCAGUGGUCAGCCUUGGUCUUCCUCUUACUGUCUUCAGAAGAAGAUCUGGAUGUUUUUGACCUGAAGAAAUACUCAACUUCAGAGGAGGCUCUUCUGAGACUGCUGCCAGUGGUUAAAGCUGCUAAUAAAGCUCUCAUCUACAACCUCUCAGACAGAACCUGCAAAGCUCUGUCGUCAGUCCUCAGCUCCCCGUCCUGUUGUCUGAGAAAGCUGGACCUGAGUAACAACAACCUGCAGGAUUCAGGACUGAAGCAUCUGUCUACUGGAUUCAGGAGUCCUACGUGUGAACUGGACACUCUGAGGCUGAGCUUCUCCAACCUCUCAGAGGGAAGUUGUGAAGCUCUGUCCUCGGUUCUCAGCUGCCAGUCCUCUGGUCUGAGAGAUCUGGACCUGAGUAACAACAACCUGCACGAUUCUGGAGUCAAGCGGCUGGCGGCUGGUCUGGGAAGUCCACACUGCAGACUGGAAACUCUCAGGCUCUCAGGUUGUCUGGUCACAGAGAAAGGCUGUGCUUCUCUGGCCUCGGCUCUGGACUCCAACCCCUCCCACCUGAGAGAGCUGGACCUGAGCUACAACCACCCAGGAGGUUCGGGGCUGAAGUGUCUGUCUGCUAAAGUGAAGGAUCCACACUACAGACUGGACACUCUCAGGGUGGAGCCUGCUGGAGUCCAGUGGUUGAAACCAGGUCUGAUGAAGUACUCCAGAAAACUCAGACUGGAUACAAACACAACCCACAGGUUCCUCCGACUGUCUGACAACAACAGGAAGGUGUUUCAUGUGGAAGUGGAUCAGUCCUACGCAGAUCAUCCAGACAGGUUUGAAAAGUUUGAUCAGGUCCUGUGUGAAGAUGCUCUGGCUGGUCGCAGCUACUGGGAGGUGCAGUGGGCAGGAGAGACUGAUGUAGCGGUGAGUUACAGGCGAAUCGGAAGGAAAGGAGACAUUGAUUGCGUAUUUGGAAGGAACAACUGCUCCUGGAGUCUGGACUGCUCUCAUGAGGGGUUCUCUGUCCGUCAUGACAACAGAGAAACAUCUAUCCUUUCCCCCUCCUUGUUCUCCCACGGCUCCAUCAUCUCUAAGAGGGUGGCCGUGUACGUGGACUAUCCUGCUGGCACACUGUCCUUCUACAGCGUCGUCUCUGGCACACUGAUCCACCUCCACACCUUCAACACCACCUUCACGGAGCCUCUUCAUCCUGGUUUUGGAGUCUUGUAUCACAGCGAAGGCUCUUAUGUCAAACUGUGUUCUCUGUUGAGUGACAGACAAAGACUCUGUACGUCUUAGACCAGAUGGUUCAGGACAAACCUGAUCUCUCAGUUCCGUUGAAUGCAGUGUCAGAUCAAUAUCACCAGCACCGUUUUUAAUCUAAAUCUAACGGUAAACAUGAGUGUCGGUUAGGUUUGAUGGUUCUGUGAUCAUAAUUUUAUUUACGCUAAUGAUCAUGCUUGUAUUUUACUACGGAUCAUGUCUGAUACUCUUAAAACUGCAGGUAUUGGAAUUGUGAAUAGGAAAUACGUCUGGUGUGCACGCAUCAGUUAUAAAACAACUUUACAUGAUUUAAAAAGAGGAGUCUUUUGCAGAACUCCGACGCAAACUACUUUUACAUUUACAGGACACGAUUUACCACGUAGCAUCAUUGGCUCUGAUGUCAGAAGGGCUUGUUGGGUUUGAUCGAGCAGGUUCAACCAGAGCAGACGUUACCUUAGAACUUAGAAAGUGGUGCAUGAGUUAUCCUUGAGUGUUGAAUCCAGAGCUUGUCAGUCAAAUGUUUGACGCCAACCUCCAAGAAAUCCCUCCGAGGUCCUUGCCUCGCAGCAGUUUGUUGCAGCUGUAACUGUCUUGUCUAAGAUGAGCGUAAAUAUUCCUCAAGUGGUUACGGCAUCAAAAAUUAGCACUGUGAAAAAAAAGGGACCAUUAAUCUAAGACAGACUUAUUGUGGCCAGUAAAAACACAGUCUUGUUUUAUGAUUACAUGGCAUCUACAUUUUAUUAGUAAUUUAUAAUAUAUAUAUAUAUAUAAUAUAUAUUUCCCCAGGGGUCAUUUAAGUAUUCGUUCAAUAAUAUUUAUUGUAUUGCACAUGUUUUUAACUUUAAUUUCUUUAACUUUAAUUUCAACAGCACUUUGAAAUAUCCAUCCAUCCAUUAUCUAUACCCGCAGGUCUGCUGGAGCCUAUCCCAGCUAUUUUCAGGUGAGAGGCAGGGUCACCAGGUCGCCAUUCCAUCGUAGGGCCACAUAUACAGACAAACAACCAGACAUACUCACACUCACACCUACGGGCAAUUUAGAAUCAUCAAUUAACCUACUAUGCAUGUUUUUGGACUGUGGGAGGAAACCGGAGUACCCGGAGGAAACCCACGCAAGCACGGGGAGAACAUGCAAACUCCACACAGAAAGACCCUGCUGGGCCUGGGAGUCGAACCGGGAACCUUCUUGCUGUGAGGCAACAGUGCUAACCACUAAGCCACGGUGCUGCCCUUUGAAAUAUUUUGGACCAAAACUGUCUGAAAUGUAUUACCUUUGCUUUCUUUUAUUGAUUUAUUUGUGUUUGU